GCCAAGCAAACCUGAACGCAUCCCGUUAUUGACUGCAUGCGGAUGUAGGACCCAUCCGUACCAACCACCGCUGGACAAGAAGAAAGAUCCCAGCCAUUAUUCGGCACCGUCUGUCGGCUUUCUUUUUCCAUCGGUUUACUAUCGAAUCCACCUCAAUCUCCUCUCUCUCUCUCUCUCUCUCUCUCUCUCUCUCUCUCUGCUACAGCUUUCUUUUACUCUUCCAGCUGGAGCUGUAGCCAACGAAAGAUCGCUAGAUAUUGAAAAUUGAAUUCUGCAGAUGCGAGAUCCGUAUUAGCAAUUCCGUUUUAUCUUCGGGUGGUCAACUUAUCUUCUUCUUCUUCUACUACUUUUUCUUUUUUUGCUUGUGGCGAUUGUUUUCUUUUCUGUAAUCGCAUUCGAUCUUCAUAGCUGAAAAUCAACAUGUCGGGACCAUUGGAUCGCUUCGCAAGGCCUUGCUUCGAGGGCUUUUCCGGCAAUGAUGAAAGGAGAGAACGGAAAUCAGAUUUUGAGAACUCGGAGGAUGACAGGAAGACUAGAAUUGGGAAUCUAAAGAGGAAGGCAAUGAAGGCAUCUAAAAAAAUCAGACGUUCUCUCCAUAAAAGGAAGAGCAAAUGUAGUGAAGAGAUUUCAGCGGCAAUUGAGGAUGUUCGGGAUGUUGAAGAGUUGCAGGCUGUGGAUGCAUUUAGACAGGCACUCUAUGCGGAUGACUUGCUUCCUGCUAGACAUGAUGAUUAUCACAUGUUGCUGAGGUUCUUAAAAGCAAGAAAGUUUGAUAUUGAAAAAGCAAAGCAAAUGUGGGCCAAUAUGAUUCAGUGGAGGAAAGACUUCGGCACUGACACAAUUAUGGAGGAUUUUGAGUUCAAUGAGUUGAAUGAAGUCCUAAAGUACUACCCUCAGUGUUAUCAUGGUGUAGACAAAGAGGGUAGGCCUGUAUACAUUGAAAGACUAGGGAAAGUUGAUCCCAGCAAACUCAUGCAAGUAACCACUAUGGAACGAUAUUUGAAAUAUCAUGUGCAGGAGUUUGAAAAGAGUUUUGCAAUUAAAUUUCCUGCUUGCUCUAUUGCUGCAAAAAGACAUAUAGAUUCAAGUACAACUAUUCUGGAUGUGCAAGGCGUGGGUUUAAAAAACUUUACCAAGUCCGCACGGGAACUCGUCAUACAGCUGCAAAAGAUUGAUGGUGACAACUACCCUGAGACACUUUGCCGAAUGUUUAUAAUAAAUGCUGGUCCUGGCUUUAAGUUGCUUUGGAACACGGUGAAAUCAUUUCUCGAUUCUCAAACAGCUAGCAAGAUUCAUGUUCUUGGCAACAAGUACCAGAACAAAUUACUUGAAAUAAUAGAUGCAAGGGAGUUGCCAGAAUUUCUGGGAGGUAGCUGUUCUUGUGCUGAUCAGGGAAGUUGUAUGAGAUCUGACAAGGGGCCAUGGAAAGAUCCAAAUAUUCUAAAGAUGGUUGAGAACGGUGAAGCACUAUAUUCCAGAGAAAUAGUAACAAUAUCAAACAGUGAAGGAAGGGUGAUUGCUUCUGAUAAGCAACGUUAUUCCAUGAUAAAAACUAGUGAUACAUCUACUGCAGAGUCAGGAUCUGAAGUGGAAGAUGUUGCAUCUCCUAAACCAAAUAGGAGCUAUUUGCUCCCAAGUUUGGCUCCUGUCUGCGAAGAAGCUAAGGUGAUUGGUAAGGCAAGUGCUGCUGGAGGCUUCUCAGAAUAUGAUGAAUAUGUACCCAUGAUUGACAAGACUGUAGAUGAUGGAUGGAAGAAACAAGUCUCCUUUAAAGAGCCUCGUACGUCCAAAGGAACACUGCCUCUACCAAUUGUGGAAAAAACUCCAGAAGGAUUUUUCGCUUGUAUUUGGGCUCUGCUUAUGGCAUUCUUCUUGACUUUACUAUCUGUCAUCCAUUCAUUGCCGAUUUGGGUGACUAAGAAAAACCCUGUGCCUAAUUCUGUCCUUGAUGCCACUGAUCCAACUCUUGAACCAGUGCUUAAGGAGGAGUUUCGUCCCCCUUCUCCUGCUCCAAGAUUUACUCAGGUGGACCUGCUUUCAUCUGUGCUGAAAAGGCUGGGUGAGCUUGAAGAGAAGGUCGACAUGCUACAAGUGAAGCCUUUUCGAAUGCCUUAUGAGAAGGAGGAGCUACUGAAUGCUGCAGUUUGUCGGGUGGAUGCUCUAGAAGCUGAGCUAAUUUCGACAAAGAAGGCUUUGCACGAAGCUUUAAUCAGACAAGAAGAGCUUCUUGCGUAUAUAGAUAGACAAGAGGAAGACAGAUAUCGGAAAAAGAAGUUUUGCUGGUGAAGAAUAGUUAAGUGCAGAGGAGAAAAUAUUUCCAUCUUCAUUCAUGUCCUUGCCUCGUCUUCCGGAGAAGUGUGGCACGUACAUGGAAUCAGAAUUUACUAUGAAAAUGAUUUAGAAAAAAGGGAAAAAAAAAAGGAGAUUCUUCUCGUAUUGAGCUCAGAAGAUGUAUAUAACUUUGAUGUUCCGAAAUGUGAAACGUUGAUGUAAAUUUACAAAUUACAAUAGAGGAUAAACACUACUGUUGCCGAUCACAAUAAAAUUUGAAACAUUAAUGUAAAUUUACAACUGAUAUUAUAAGAUUCAAUAAAGGGCAGGUUAAAUAUA
This is a messenger RNA of Manihot esculenta (cassava), 2610 nucleotides long. Its product is annotated as phosphatidylinositol/phosphatidylcholine transfer protein SFH8. Bases 421 to 2286 code for a protein of 621 amino acids. The record is from RefSeq and is a predicted model, not a curated record. NCBI's taxonomy places the organism in Eukaryota, Viridiplantae, Streptophyta, Magnoliopsida, Malpighiales, Euphorbiaceae. The transcript has 14 exons.